Messenger RNA from Phyllostomus hastatus (greater spear-nosed bat), 2029 nucleotides. It is a transcript of the gene RCCD1, whose product is annotated as RCC1 domain containing 1. NCBI's taxonomy places the organism in Eukaryota, Metazoa, Chordata, Mammalia, Chiroptera, Phyllostomidae. Bases 554 to 1708 code for a protein of 384 amino acids. The transcript has 9 exons. The record is from RefSeq and is a predicted model, not a curated record.
AGUUAAUAAACGAACGGGUUUAGGGUACAGACUGCUCGGUGCUGGUCCUUCAGUACUUUGUAUUGAGAGUUUCAGUGACCACUCCCGCUGCCUGUCGGGGUGGGUGUGCCGCCGGCCCAGCUCUUCCUUACCUCAGCCGCGUGGGAGCCAAGCUUGGGUGGCCCCGCCUCCUGGUUCCGCUGGGAGGCAGGCCGAGCCAGCGUCUGCAACUCAUUGGGUCGAAGAGAUGGAUGACAGAUUCCAAGCCAAUGGGAGGGAGGGCUGCCGAGGCAGCUUCCGGUGGGGUCGCAGAGUGGCGCGGUGGGAGGUGUGAGGGGUGGCUGUUCGCUGUCGCUUUGCCUUGACUCUCCAGGGAGUGUUGUCCCACCGGCGUCUCACCCGAGCGCCGCGGACCCACGCCCGCCGGAGGGUCGUACACUGGGCACCCGGGGCCGCAGUGGUACUGCCUCCGCCUCGGCACCAGCUCCACGGAACCUGGACUGGACCGGCCGCUGCGAAGACCGCCAGUACCGCGGCGAGGCCGCUGGCGGCCGGCAGAGGGCGCUGCGAGGGCAUGGCCGAGGAGCGCCGCGGGUCCUGGUUCGGCUUCGGUUUCUGCGGCUUCGGGCAGGCGCUGGGCUCGGGCCGCGGGCGGCAGGUGCACAGCCCCGAGCCACUGCGCGCUCCGGGCACAGACGCAGACGUCUGCGGCGUGAGCGCCAGCUGGAGCUACACCGCGUUCUUGAGCCGUGCAGGCCAGGUGCAGCUGUCCGGCUCGGCCCGUGGCGCGGCGGAGGGCUGUCGGGACGCCUGGGCCUCAGAGACGCUACUCGUGGUGCUGCGCGACGGGCGGGGACCUGGGUCUGGGGCUGAGCUGCAGGCCUGGGCGCCCGGCUCGGCGCUGUGUGGGGAGCCCCUCUGGGCCCAGACCGUGGUGCUGGAGGCUCAGCGGGAAGACGGGGAAGACGGAGAGGGCGACGGUACCCGGGCCCGGCCUCUGCCGCUGCUGCCCGGCGCCCGCGCCUACGUGAGCCCGCUGCCGCCCCUGUACCGGCCCCUGGCCCCGGAGCUGCGGGCACGUCGGCUGGAGCUUGGCACCGAGCACGCGUUGCUGCUGGACGAGGCUGGCCAGGUGUACUCCUGGGGCGGGGGCAGGCAUGGACAGCUGGGCCACGGGACUCUGGAGGCAGAGCCGGAGCCCCGGCUGUUGGAGGCGCUGCAGGGGCUGCCCAUGGCUGAGGUGGCCGCCGGUGGCUGGCACUCCGUGUGUGUGAGCGAGACUGGGGACGUUUAUACCUGGGGCUGGAAUGAAUCGGGGCAGCUGGCCCUGCCCACCAGGAGCCUGGCGGAGGACAGAGAGACAGUCACGGGGGACACCACAGGACUGAGCGGACGUGGUCCUGGAGUGACGGGAACCGCCGGGGAUGAGGGCGGAGCCCCUGUCCCCUGCAUAGCCCUGCAGCCCUUCCCAGCGUUACUGGACCUCCCCCUGGGCUCGGAAGCGGUCAAGGCCAGUUGUGGGUCCCGGCACACAGCUGUGGUGACGAGAGCCGGGGAGCUGUACACCUGGGGCUGGGGUAAAUACGGACAGCUGGGCCACGGGGACACGACCAGCCGGGACUGGCCCUGCCGGGUGGAAUACUUUGUAGAUAAGCAGCUCCAGGCAGUGGCUGUGAGCUGCGGGCCCUGGAACACCUACGUGUAUGCAGUGCAGAGAGAGACGAGCUGAUGGCUGUGGACAGGCGCGAAAUGAGUGUGCAGUAAAAAUUCAUACAGCUCUCCGGCCAGCGCCCAACCCACUGAGCCCCACCAGCCAGGGCAGAGUUUGUCUGCUUCUCGUGCUUCUGCAGGAGUCCGCUAAUAGUGCGUCACUACUCCUCUUCUCCGGGGGGGUCACUUCCUAGGUUAUGUAAAUGUCUCACCAUUGUACUGUACACCUGUAACUAAUGAUUUCCAAUGUCAAAUACAACUGAAAUGUUUUUUAAAUGUAUAUUUUUUAAAAAUAUUAACUCUAUAUUUUAAAAUAAAAGGCCAGUUUCGCCCUAUAAAA